AUGCGCCUCAUAAAUGUCCGCACGAUUCAAUUGGAGGAAGUCUACAACAGCAGGACUCACCGGUAUGCCAUACUUUCGCAUCGAUGGGAAGAGGAAGAAGUCACCUUCCAAGACAUGAGCUCCCCCAAGACCUUUGGCAAGAAAGGCUUCUCCAAAAUCCAGUCGGCUUGUUGGGUUGCCCGUAACAAGGGACUUUCCUACCUUUGGGUCGAUACCUGUAGCAUUGACAAAUCGAGUUCUGCCGAGCUAACGGAAAGUAUCAACUCCAUGUAUCGGUGGUACCAAGAUGCGGAAAUUUGCUUUGCCUAUCUAACGGACGUCGAGAUUCAUAAGACCGAGAUGAAGGACAGUGUGUGGUUCACGCGGGGAUGGACACUCCAGGAAUUGAUUGCCCCUAAACACGUCAGCUUCUACGAUCGAAACUGGGUCUUUCUGGGCACCAAGGAUAACCUGGCUGGGGAGCUAUCAAGAAUCACUGGCAUUGACAGAGAUGUCCUUCUUGGUCAGAGACCCCCCUCGAGCUGUUCGAUAGCUCAGCGGAUGUCGUGGGCCUCCAAACGCUCGACAACCCGGGUUGAGGAUCGAGCGUACAGUCUCCUGGGUAUUUUCGAUGUGAGCAUGCCCAUGUUGUACGGCGAGGGCGAAAGAUCGUUCACAAGGCUUCAAGAGGAGAUCAUCAGACACUCGGACGACCAAUCCAUCUUCGCAUGGGAUCGUGGCCUGGAUGGCUAUUUCGGCGGGCACAAUGGUCUUUUGGCAACCUCCCCUUCGCACUUUGUCACUUGCCAGAACGUCGUCAUCCCUGCCUCCUACGGCCUACCAGUCACCACUGGCUUCGCGCUGACCAAUGUGGGAAUCUCGAUUUCCUUGAUGACCCUUCCGUGGGCGAUGGAGACGUACCUCUGUAUCCUGAACUGCAGCCUCAAAGACUGUCCUCAAUAUCGCCUGGGUAUCUUUCUCGAGCGACUCUCAUCGUCUCAAAAUGCAGAGCAAUAUGCACGGGUGCAGAUCGACGGCGCCACCGUGCUGCCAAUUCUGCUUCGCACGAUCUUGGACGACUCCUACGGCCGUGUUCGCACCGUCCACGUCCGACCUCACAUCUCCGAUGAACCGCUCCGCCGCUGGUAUGGCUUUCGUCUUCACAGCUUCACUCUGCCAGAAUACACGAUUGAUGAGAUCUAUCAGGCGAGGUUCCAUUUUCGCAACACUUUGCCGUCGAUAAGUCGGUACAGCGCCGAGGAGAUGCGGGCGGCGAAGCAAUACCACCCGAAUGGACUUCUCGGUCUGCCUCCCCGACCGCUCUUCUUUGCCAUGCCACGAGCCAGAGGAGGCUUGCUGAGCAUCAGGGGCACCGCGGCCGUCAUCUACGUCCCGCCUUCGCGAAAGGACAAGAAUGGCGAGCGCAUCUGCUGGAUGAAGUUUGGAUUCGACGAAGAUUUCCGCCCUGUGUGUAUCUUUGGCCGCCGGAAGUCGCUCUGGGGCGGCAACGCCGCACACCUCGCUGUUGACGAGGACUCGUACUACGACGCCGAAGAGACUCCCGGGGCCCACGCCCUCCUGUUCCGUCACGACUGGAUCAACAGAUACCAGUGCUCGAGCGACCAGGAGAUCGCGGCGCUGUGGCAGAAGCGCGACUUUUGCGUCCUCAAGGGCGUCAAGGACUGGGGCAUCGACAAACAGAUCCCCUUUCUCCGACUGCGCGUCCUGGUCCGCCUGGAGAACAUCCCCGCCAACUUCCCGCCGGACGGACGGCCCGACUCGCCAUCGCCGGGGAUGAAUGUGUGGACGAUAAACGUGGAUUCCUGGAAGUACUCGGGCGACAAGGAAGGGAUGAAGACGGCCAUGGGGACCGGGGAGUUUGUGCUGCGCUCGCUCGACGACAUAUUUGCCGCGGUUUAG
Molecule: messenger RNA, 1899 nt
Organism: Fonsecaea nubica
Lineage: Eukaryota; Fungi; Ascomycota; Eurotiomycetes; Chaetothyriales; Herpotrichiellaceae
Exons: 1
Coding region: 1-1899 (632 amino acids)
Source: RefSeq, a predicted model, not a curated record